AUGGCUCCUACGAAGAAGACGAGUGGGUACGGUGUUAGCGGUGGCGGCCUACUCGAUCUGAGGGCUGAAGUCGCGCGACAGACCGAGACGCUCAAGGCACGGAAAGCGGCCGGGGAGAGCACAUCCAUUGUCGGCGGGGUGAAGAGACCAGACAAGAAACCGACCGUCUGGACUCGAGCCAACAAAGGUGUCAAGAAUCGUGCGGCACGAGAUCUCGAAGUCGAGGAAGCUAGCAAGGUCACGCAGGAGUCCAUUCAGGCCGCUCUCGAGCGGAAGGCCAAGAUAUAUGAUAAGCUGCGGAAGGGGAAGUCUGGGGGGCUGAACGAGCGGCAGUACGAUGCGCUUCUGGUUGAUUUCGACUCAAAAUACGACGAAGACGCGUACGAAUCUGACAGCGAUGAGGUGGAUGAGUCCUUGACUGUGCCAAAGGCUCCGAAUGAAGAGGAAGACGACCCCACCAUCGAAUACGAAGAUGAAUUUGGUCGCAUUCGCACUGCACCUCGCUCUGAAGUUCCAAGACAUCUAUUACCCAAGGAUCCUGAGUUUGAAGUUGCAGAUGACGAGGAUGUAAUACACAACCCCGUCAAUUUCUUCCCCGUGUACGAGCCCACCGCCGAACGGGUGAAACAAGUCGAAGACGCGUUCGCAGAGGCUGACAAUCCCCUGGCCGCCCGCUACGAUCCCACUCAAGAGAUUCGCGACAAGGGCGCAGCAUUUUAUCGCUUCUCAGCGGACGAAGAGGCGCGCAGACAGCAGCAAGAAGAGCUCCGAGCUGCACACGAGGAAACCUCGAAAGUGCGUCAAGAAAUGGGGGCCGCCGACGUCCGACCUGGGGAGGUGGAGGGCAUGCAGCCAGAAGAGGCCUCGCAGGCUGGACCGACGAGGAGUCGAGCGAUGGAGAAGCGGAAGCGGGAGAUCGAGGAGAGGAGGAAACUUUUGGAGGCGAAGCGGCGUAAGGUCAAGGGAGGAGACGUCAAAUCAGCGUCACCAACAGAACCGGCGGAGCCUUCUCAGCCUGCCGCUGUUGAUACGGCGCCGUUCGACCCUUUCGCUGCACUAGAGCAACAGCAAACGAAGCCCAAAGCAAAGGACAAGCAAAGUGGACAACACAGGCCUGCCGGUCCCUCUGGCGCCAAUCCAGCCGACGACUUCCUCGCUCAGCUCGAACAGGAUAUGCUUAAAAGCAGGUAG
This is a messenger RNA of Coniophora puteana RWD-64-598 SS2, 1191 nucleotides long. RefSeq lists its product as uncharacterized. The transcript is spliced from 6 exons. The record is from RefSeq and is a predicted model, not a curated record. Bases 1 to 1191 code for a protein of 396 amino acids. Gene Ontology annotation, cellular component: nucleus. NCBI's taxonomy places the organism in Eukaryota, Fungi, Basidiomycota, Agaricomycetes, Boletales, Coniophoraceae.